This is a messenger RNA of Oreochromis aureus, 8159 nucleotides long. RefSeq names its product spectrin beta chain, non-erythrocytic 1-like. Gene Ontology annotation, molecular function: structural constituent of cytoskeleton; phospholipid binding; actin filament binding. The record is from RefSeq and is a predicted model, not a curated record. Lineage: Eukaryota; Metazoa; Chordata; Actinopteri; Cichliformes; Cichlidae. Bases 1119 to 8159 code for a protein of 2346 amino acids. The transcript is spliced from 36 exons. Gene Ontology annotation, cellular component: spectrin; plasma membrane; cell projection. Gene Ontology annotation, biological process: actin cytoskeleton organization; protein localization to plasma membrane.
CGUGUUUGUCCAAUGGCAGCCCUCGUUAGGCCACCAUGUUUUCUAUCAGACGCCAUUAAGCAGCUCCAUCAGGCCGUAAUAGACUCGGCGCUGACUGUCAGCACGGAUCACGUUACACAACAUGUUUCAUAUCUAAUAUCAGCUCAACGAGUGACGCUGUGAGGGAGGAGUCCAAAUACUGCAUUACCCAUGAGCCUCAGCUGCCAGUAACUAUCACAGACUGUGUUAAUAUUCACAUAAUGUCAUUAAAAUGCUCCCGAAGGCUCCAGCAGGACAAACGUGGACCAGAGGUGCAGUUCAGGUGAUGCUGCACCUGUCAGUCACGGAGGCCACGCCCCUAACAUUGCAAACAGGUACAUGGUUGCAUGAUUUAGUACAGGUGUGAAGGUAGAAAUUCUCUGCAUCAGCUGUAAACGUACUCGUUUUAACAUGGGAGUCUAUGAGGACUGACUCACUGCUGCCUCUGCUGGACACCAGAGGAACUGCAGGUUUGGAGUGCUCUGUGUUUCAUUUAUUAUAAAGUUUAAUGAGUGCAACGUGAAUACAUACAGAGAUUUAUUAGAGCACGUGUCAUAAAAACUGUAAAACACGGAUAUUUAACAGGAUGUGUCAUCGUUUAUCUAGCAAAUGUUUUUAUCCUCAUUAAAACAUGUUUGUGUUCGGGACUCAUGUCAGAAACUAAUGUGGCCUCUUAAUCAGUAAUAACAAUAAUAAUAGUAACAAUAGCUAUAUUAGUAGUAAUAAUAAAUAACAGUUAUUAUUAUUGUUGUUAUUACUGUCUGUGGAAUAAAGAGCCUUCGAUUCGGAUCAACUGAAGCUGCUGCUGCUCUCUGUGGCCUGCAGGGGGCGCUCUGCAGGCGGACCCGAAGCCCAGAAUCAGACCCGAACCCUCUGAGCCGGGGGGAGGGGGCAGUGCGGAUUCUUUCCCGUCAUCCCCUGCGGCAGCAGCAGGAGCAGCAGCCCCCUCCACCUCCUCUGUGCUCUCCGGUCUGCGGACUCUUCCUCACCUCCGCUGAAGUUUGGAGCGUCGCUCCGACCCUGAGCAGGUUUCAGCCGGAAGGCGUCGAUGUGGACGUGUCCCCGCUGACAUCAAGGUGCGUCAGACGUGAAAGGUCACGAUGACGACGGUGGCCGCCGAGUACGACCGCAUGGAGCUGCAGCAGCAGUACAGCGGCAGCAACGACACGGUGAACAACCGCUGGGACGACGACUGGGACAACGAGAACAGCUCGGCCCGCCUCUUCGAACGCUCCCGCAUCAAAGCGCUCGCAGAUGAGCGGGAGGCGGUGCAGAAGAAGACCUUCACUAAGUGGGUGAACUCUCACCUGUCCAGAGUCUCCUGCAGGAUCACCGACCUGUACAUGGACCUGAGAGACGGACGCAUGCUAAUCAAACUGCUUGAAGUCCUCUCCGGGGAGAGACUGCCAAAGCCAACCAAAGGGCGGAUGCGGAUCCACUGUCUGGAGAACGUGGACAAGGCGCUGCAGUUCCUGAAGGAGCAGCGGGUUCACCUGGAGAACAUGGGCUCCCACGACAUCGUGGACGGAAACCACCGACUGACGCUGGGCCUCAUCUGGACCAUCAUACUCCGCUUCCAGAUUCAGGACAUCAGCGUGGAGACGGAAGACAACAAAGAGAAGCGAUCGGCCAAAGACGCCCUGCUGCUGUGGUGUCAGAUGAAGACCGCGGGAUAUCCCAACGUCAACAUCCACAACUUCAGCACCAGCUGGAGGGACGGCAUGGCCUUCAACGCCCUCAUCCACAAACACAGGCCUGAUUUGAUCGAUUUUGACAAACUGAAGAAAUCCAACGCUCACUACAACCUGCAGAACGCCUUCAACCUGGCGGAGCAUCACCUGGGGCUCACCAAGCUGUUGGACCCCGAGGACAUCAGCGUGGACCAUCCCGACGAGAAGUCCGUCAUCACCUACGUGGUGACCUAUUACCACUAUUUCUCCAAGAUGAAGGCUCUGAAGGUGGAGGGCAAACGUAUCGGGAAGGUUUUGGACAACGCCAUAGAGACGGAGAAGAUGAUCGAGAAAUACGAGUCUCUGGCCUCAGACCUGCUGGAGUGGAUCGAACAGACCAUCAUCAUCCUCAACAACAGGAAGUUCGCCAACUCUCUGGCGGGAGUCCAGCAGCAGCUGCAAGCCUUCAACACCUACCGCACGGUGGAAAAACCCCCCAAGUUCACGGAGAAGGGGAACCUGGAGGUCCUUCUCUUCACCAUCCAGAGCAAGAUGAGAGCAAACAACCAGAAGGUGUACAUGCCCCGUGAGGGGAAGCUCAUCUCUGACAUCAACAAGGCCUGGGAGCGGCUGGAGAAGGCGGAGCACGAGCGCGAGCUGGCUCUCAGGAUGGAGCUGAUUCGUCAGGAGAAGCUGGAACAGUUGGCCAGGCGCUUUGAUCGAAAGGCGGCCAUGAGAGAGACCUGGCUCAGCGAAAAUCAGAGGCUGGUGUCACAGGAUAACUUUGGCUUCGACCUUCAGGCCGUCGAGGCCGCCACCAAGAAGCACGAGGCGAUCGAAACGGACAUCGCCGCGUACGAGGAGCGUGUCCAAGCUGUGGUUGCUGUGGCGAAGGAGCUUGAGGUGGAGCGCUACCAUGACAUCAAACGCAUCACAGCCCGGAAGGACAACGUUAUUCGUCUGUGGGAAUAUCUGCUGGAGCUGCUGAAGGCCCGCAGGCAGCGGCUGGAGAUGAACCUGGGCCUGCAGAAGGUCUUUCAGGAGAUGCUCUACAUCAUGGACUGGAUGGACGAGAUGAAGAUGUUGCUGCUGUCUCAGGAUUAUGGGAAGCAUCUGCUGGGGGUGGAGGACCUGCUCCAGAAACACGCCUUGGUGGAGGCAGACAUUGCCAUCCAGGCCGACAGGGUGAAGGCGGUCACCACCAACGCCAACAAGCACUCUGCCAGCAACAGCGGCUACAAGCCCUGUGACCCUCAGGUCAUCCAGGACCGGGUGGCCCACCUUGAGUUCUGCUACCAGGAGCUGACUCAGCUCGCCGCAGAGCGACGUGCCCGUCUGGAGGAGUCUCGCCGUCUCUGGAAGUUUUUCUGGGAGAUGGCGGAGGAGGAAGGCUGGAUCCGUGAGAAGGAGCAGAUCCUGUCCUCUUUGGAGCACGGUAAGGACCUGACGGGGGCGCUGCGUCUCCUCAGCCAGCAACGUGCCCUGGAGGACGAGAUGAGCGGCCGUGCCGGCCACCUGCAGCACACCAUUGCGGAGGGCCAGGCCAUGGUGAAGGCGGGACACUUCGGUGCCACGAAGAUACAAGAGCGAAUUUCCGACCUGCAGGCUCAGUGGGCAGCGCUGGAGCAGCUGGCAGCGGUGAGGAAGAAAAGGCUGGAGGAGGCUCUGGCCCUCCACCAGUUCCAGGCUGAUGCUGAUGACGUAGAUGCCUGGAUGCUGGACGCCCUGCGCAUCGUCUCCAGCGGGGAGACCGGCCACGAUGAGUUCUCCACCCAGGCGUUGGCCAGGAAGCACAAAGAUGCAGCGGCAGAGGUGGCAAGCUACAGACCGGUAAUUGACUCACUCCACGAGCAGGUUGCCUGUCUGCCAAAAGAGGAGGCGGAGUCAGAGGAGGUCCGUGGUCGGCUGACCGGUAUCGAGGAGCGCUACAAGGAGGUCGCCGACCUCACCAAGCUAAGGAAGCAGGCGCUUCAGGACGCUUUGGCCCUCUACAAAAUGUUCAGCGAGGCCGAUGCCUGUGAAGUUUGGAUCGAUGAGAAGGAGCAGUGGCUGAACAGCAUGGAGAUCCCGGAAAAACUGGAGGACCUGGAGGUCAUACAGCACAGGUUUGAGAGUCUUGAGCCGGAGAUGAACAACCAGGCGUCUCGUGUCGCUGUGGUGAACCAGAUCGCCAGGCAGCUGAUGCACAGUGGUCACCCGAGUGAGAAGGACAUUAAGAUCCAGCAGGACAAACUCAAUAACAGGUGGAGCCUGUUUCGUGAGCUUGUGGACCGGAAGAAGGAGUCCCUGAACUCAGCUCUGGGUGUGCAGAACUACCACCUCGACUGCAACGAGACCAAGUCCUGGAUCAAAGAGAAGACCAAAGUCAUUGAGUCUACCCAGGAGCUGGGCAAUGACCUCACAGGGGUCAUGGCCCUGCAGCGCAAACUGACCGGCAUGGAGCGUGACCUGGCCGCCAUCGAGGACAAGCUAAGUGAAAUGCACGGCGAAGCCCAGAGGCUGGCAGAAGAGCACCCCGAUCAGGCCAACGCCAUUACGGGCCGUCUGGCCGAGAUCACGGCCGUGUGGGAGGAAAUGAAGAACACGCUAAAGAACCGAGAGGAGUCUCUGGGUGAAGCCAGAAAACUGCAGCAGUUCUUACGUGAGCUGGACGACUUCCAGUCGUGGUUAUCUCGCACUCAGACCGCCAUCGCCUCAGAGGACAUGCCCAACACGCUUGCCGAAGCGGAGAAGUUGAUGGCCCAACAUGAAGGCAUCAAGAAUGAGAUCCAAAACUACGAGGAGGACUAUCAGAAGAUGCGGGACAUGGGCGAGAUGGUGACACAGGGCCAGACGGACGCUCAGUACAUGUUCCUGCGACAACGGCUGCAGGCGCUCGACACCGGCUGGAACGAACUGCACAAGAUGUGGGAGAAUCGGCAGAACCUGCUGUCGCAGUCCCACGCCUACCAGCUGUUCCUUCGGGACACCAAGCAGGCCGAGGCUUUCCUCAACAAUCAGGAGUACGUCCUGGCUCACACCGAGAUGCCCACAACCCUGGAGGGGGCCGAGGCUGCCAUCAAGAAGCAAGAGGACUUCAUGACCACGAUGGACGCCAACGAGGACAAGAUUAACGGCGUGGUUGAGGCCGGUAGGCGGUUGGCCAGCGACGGGAACAUCAACGCCGAUCGAAUCCAUGAGAAAGUCACCUCCAUCGACGACAGGCACAAGAAGAACAGGGAGGCUGCGGUGGAGCUGCUGAUGAGGUUGAAGGACAACCGAGACCUGCAGAAAUUCCUGCAAGACUGCCAGGAGCUGUCUCUGUGGAUCAAUGAGAAGAUGCUCACUGCUCAGGACAUGAGCUACGAUGAGGCCAGAAACCUGCACAGCAAGUGGCUGAAGCACCAGGCCUUCAUGGCCGAGCUGCAGUCCAACAAAGAGUGGCUGGACAAGAUCGAGAAGGAUGGCACGCUCCUGGUGUCGGAGAAGCCGGAAACUGAAGCGGUGGUGAAGGAGAAGCUGUCGGCGCUCCACACCAUGUGGGAGGAGCUCGAGUCCACCACGCAGACCAAAGCUCAGUGUCUGUUCGAUGCCAACAAGGCCGAGCUGUUCACUCAGAGCUGCGCCGACCUCGACAAGUGGUUGGCCGGCCUCGAGGGCCAGAUCCAGUCCGACGACUACGGCAAAGACCUGACGUCCGUCAACAUCCUGCUGAAAAAGCAGCAGAUGCUGGAGAACCAGGUGGAGGUGCGACAGAGAGAGGUGGUGGAGCUGCAGAGCCAGGUGAAGGCUCUGGGGCAGGAGGUGAAGGACACGGACGAGGUGGACGGGCGGAGGCAGGUGGUGGAAAAGAAGUUUCAGGAGCUGCUGGAGCCGCUGCAACAUCGCAGGAACUUCCUGGUUGAGUCCAGAGAGGUUCACCAGUUCAACCGGGACAUCGAGGACGAGAUCCUGUGGGUUCAGGAGAGGAUGCCUGUGGCCAUGUCCACCGACCACGGCCACAACCUGCAGACGGUCCAGCUUCUCAUCAAGAAGAACCAGACGCUGCAGAAGGAGAUCCUGGGCCAUCAGCCCCGCAUCGAUGACAUCCUGGAGCGCAGCCAGAGCCUCCUGAAGGAGGAGUCCUCCAACGGGAAUGCGAUCCGCCGGCGCCUGGCCGAUCUGCAGCAGCUGUGGAAGCAGCUGAUGGAGGAGGUGGAGCGUCGGCACGGCCGGCUGGAGGAGGCACACAAAGCCCAGCAGUACUAUUUUGACGCCGCCGAGGCCGAGGCCUGGAUGAGCGAGCAGGAGCUCUACAUGAUGUCAGAGGAGAAGGCCAAGGACGAGCAGAGCGCCGUCACCAUGCUGAAGAAACAUCAGAUCAUGGAGCAGGCGGUGGAGGACUACGCCGAGGCUGUCCACCAGCUGUCCAAGACCAGCAGAGGGCUGGUGGCCAACGGACACCCGGAGAGCGAGCGGAUCAGCAUGCGUCAGUCUCAGGUGGAUAAGCUCUAUGCCGGCUUGAAGGACCUGUCGGAGGAGAGGCGGGGCAAACUGGACGAGAGGCUCCGCCUCUUCCAGCUGAAUCGAGAGGUAGACGACCUUGAGCAGUGGAUUGCUGAGCGUGAGGUGGUGGCCGGGUCACACGAGCUAGGACAGGACUACGAGCAUGUCACCAUGCUGCAGGAACGUUUCCGGGAGUUUGCCCGGGACACCGGGAACAUCGGACAGGAGCGCGUGGACGCCGUGAACCGGCUGGCGGACGAGCUGAUCAACGCCGGGCACAGUGAUGCGGCCACGGUGGCGGAGUGGAAGGACGGGCUAAACGAGGCCUGGGCCGACCUGCUGGAGCUCAUCGACACCAGGACGCAGAUCCUCGCCGCCUCCUUCGAGCUCCACAAGUUCUACCACGACGCCAAGGAAAUCCUGGCACGCAUCCUGGACAAGCAGAAGAAGCUUCCGGAGGAGGUGGGCCGGGACCAGAACACGGUGGAGACGCUGCAGAGGAUGCACACCACCUUUGAACAUGACAUCCAGGCCCUGGGAACACAGGUGAGGCAGCUGCAGGAGGAUGCGGGGCGCCUGCAGUCGGCGUACGCCGGAGACAAAGCAGACGACAUCCAGCGCAGGGAAAGCGAGGUGCUGGAGGUGUGGCGGAGUCUUCUGGAGGCGUGUGACGGACGCCGGCUCCGCCUCCUUGACACCGGGGACAAGUUUCGGUUCUUCAGCAUGGUCCGAGACCUGAUGCUGUGGAUGGAUGACGUGAUCCGACUCAUUGAGGCCCAGGAGAACCCCAGAGACGUUUCGUCGGUGGAGCUGUUGAUGAACAACCACCAGGGCAUCAAGGCGGAGAUCGACGCCCGCAACGACAGCUUCACGGCCUGCAUCGAGCUCGGGAAGGCUUUGCUGGCCAGGAAGCACUACGCUUCAGAGGAGAUUAAAGAGAAGCUGCUACAGCUCACCGACAAGAGGAAGGAGAUGAUUGACAAGUGGGAGGACCGAUGGGAGUGGCUGCGACUGAUCCUUGAGGUCCACCAGUUCUCUCGGGACGCUGGCGUGGCCGAGGCCUGGCUGCUGGGUCAGGAGCCCUACCUGUCCAGCAGGGAGCUGGGCCAGAGCGUGGAUGAGGUCGAGAAGCUCAUCAAACGCCACGAGGCCUUCGAGAAGUCCGCCGCCACCUGGGAGGAGCGCUUCUCCGCCCUGGAGAGGCUGACUACGCUGGAACUGCUGGAUGUGAGGAGGCAGCAGGAGGAGGAGGAGAGGAGGAGGAAGCCACCAUCUCCGGAGCCUGUGGAAGUUCAGCAGGAGGAGGCGCAGCAGAGCACCGUCAAUCAGAACGGACCGCCCUCGGACCAGGAUUCUCCCAGGGACGGCGUGGAGGAUGGAGAGCUGGUGAACGGUGUUGCCGAACGGAGAUCCAAAGAGCCGAGUCCCGCCCCCUCGCCCACCUCUGGCAGGAAGGUUAAAAGUCAGUCGACCACGCUGCCCACCACGAACCGGGACUCCUGCUCGCCCCAGGAGGGACCGCUGCACCGCAAACACGAGUGGGAGGGCCACAACAAGAAGGCUUCCAACAGGUCGUGGCACAACGUGUACUGCAUCAUCAACAACAAAGAAAUGGGUUUCUACAAGGACGGCAAGGCGGCGAGCCAGGGCGUGCCGUACCACAACGAGCUCCCCAUCAGCCUGAAGGACGCCACGUGUGAUGUCGCCUCGGACUACAAGAAGAAGAAACACGUCUUCAAACUCAGAAUCGCCGAUGGAAACGAGUACCUGUUCCAAGCCAAAGACGAGGAGGAGAUGAGUACCUGGAUCCAGGCCAUCCUGAAUGCCGGCGCCGCCGACCGCUCUGACAUCCAGGGCAGCAGCCCCGGCACGCCCGCCUCCGGGCGUGCUCACACGCUGCCGGCCACCGUCACGCUCACCACCGAGUCGAGUCCUGGAAAGCGCGAGAAGGACAAAGACAAAGACAAGGAGAAGCGCUUCAGCCUGUUCAGCAAAAAGAAGCAGUAG